CCGAGCUUGAAUCGAAGGCCGUUAAACCUCGCUUCGGGUUUCCUUCUCUCAAAUCUCCGAAUCUGAAGCAUAUUUUCCGAUGGCUUCUUCGAAGCUCCUAAGCCAACCUCGGUGGUUCCGAUUCCUUCCGAGAAACCUUUCCAAUGUGAGGCUCUUUUCUGAUUUACCUUCUCAACUCCCUGUUUCCGAACCUCAGAACAGCAUCGAGUCCAAAUCUAACAACAGAUUCAGCAAGCCUUCUUCAACUCCCUCUUCUUUGAAGGAACCCGAACUCGCCAAGUUCUCUGCCAUUGCCGAUACUUGGUGGGAUUCUGAAGGUCCAUUCAAACCAUUGCAUAUUAUGAAUCCUACCAGGCUAGCUUUCAUCCGCUCUACUCUUUGCCGACAUUUUGGAAAGGAUCCUCUCUGUGCUAGGCCUUUUGAAGGACUAAGGAUUAUUGAUGUUGGUUGCGGUGGUGGAAUUCUUUCAGAGCCCUUGGCUCGAAUGGGAGCAGCUGUCACUGGAAUUGAUGCAGUAGAGAAAAACAUCAAGAUAGCCCGUCUUCAUGCUAAUUUGGAUCCAACAACUUCAACUAUUGAAUAUUGUUGUACAACAGCAGAAAAGCUGGUUGAUGAACAGAGAAAGUUUGAUGCAGUGGUUGCUUUAGAGGUGAUUGAGCAUGUAGCAGAUCCUGCUGAAUUCUGCAAGUCUCUCGCAGCAUUAACUGUUCAUGAAGGGGCUACUGUGGUUUCAACAAUUAACCGUUCUAUGAGAUCAUAUGCAACUGCCAUUGUUGCAGCAGAGUACCUGCUCCAGUGGAACUUAUAUGGCUACUAUCCCUGGAACAAGCAUGACAUAGCUGUUGCCUCCGAGCUUCCUAAAGGGACGCAUGAAUGGUCAAGUUUCCUUACCCCAGAAGAGCUCACCAUGAUUUUAAAGCGCGCCUCAAUUGAUGUGAAAGAGAUGGCCGGAUUUGUGUACAACCCAUUAACCGGGAGAUGGUCUUUAUCCGACGAUAUCUCUGUUAAUUUUAUCGCUUUUGGUACUAAAGAAAACUGAUGAAUAAUCGUGUACAGUUAUAUGGGUACAGCCAAGUUAUUAGUCGAGUUCUUUAACCUUGGCAUAUUUCAUUUGUCCCAGAAGAUGCAAAGAAAUAGUAUUCUCAGUGGUUUCCUUGGACGGAACCUAUACGUGAAACAACACACAAUGCAUUAAAAUAACGAAGCUAUUUAUUUACACGGAUUUUCAUUUCAUAA
This is a messenger RNA of Theobroma umbraticum, 1236 nucleotides long. RefSeq names its product coenzyme Q 3 (gene COQ3). Gene Ontology annotation, molecular function: 3-demethylubiquinol 3-O-methyltransferase activity; polyprenyldihydroxybenzoate methyltransferase activity. Gene Ontology annotation, biological process: ubiquinone biosynthetic process. Gene Ontology annotation, cellular component: mitochondrion. Lineage: Eukaryota; Viridiplantae; Streptophyta; Magnoliopsida; Malvales; Malvaceae. The record is from RefSeq and is a predicted model, not a curated record.